CAACCGUCGAGCUCCAGCAUUGACUCCACCAGACUGUCCAUCCCAACUACCAACACCAGGCAGACUUGCUUCAUCUUCACCUUCUUCGACAGCUAGGGGUGUGUUUGAUACAAGGCUUGGCAGCAUAUACCCGCGCCCCCUCUGCGCUGGGAACCCGUCACGCAGCAGUCGGGAUCCUGCCUGACCGGAACCAUGGCCGCCUCCUCCCCCUCCUCCUCCCUGCCAGAGCCGGGCCAGCGCCUCUCCUUUGACGGCGCCCUUUGCACGGUGCGCUACGCCGGCGAGGUAGCCGGCACUUCCGGCACCUGGCUCGGCGUCGAGUGGGACGACGCGACGCGCGGCAAGCACGACGGCUGCCACCGCGGCACGCGCUACUUCUCGUGCCUGUCGCCCUCGGCCACGGCCGCCUCGUUCGUGCGGCCUACGCGGCCCGCGGACAAGCCCUGCGCCCUUGUCGACGCCGUGCGCGCAAAGUACGCCGCCAACGACGACGCCGCCGGUGCGCCCCGCCGCAGCGAGAUCGUCAUCUCCGGCAAGGUGGCCGAGGAGGUCGGGUUCGACAAGGUGCGCCGCCAGCAGGCCCGCCUCGACGAGCUGCGCGUCGCCAUCGUGGACGGCGCCCAAGUCGACCGCGCCGAAGACGCUGGGGCCGGAUCUUCGGUCGCAGAGGUAUGCCCACGCAUCUCCCAGUUGGACCUGUCGCGUAACCUGUUGCCGUCACUGGCUACUGUUGCCGCCAUCUGCGCGCAGCUGCCCGACCUGCGCAUCUUGAGGCUGGACGGUAACCGCUUCCGGCAUUCUGCCGCAGACGACGACGCCGUCGCCAUCCCGGACUCUGCCUUUGCUAGUGUUGUAGACCUGUCUGUGGACGAGUCUCUGCUCUCGUGGGCCGACGUCUGCGGCAUCGCCUCACACUUCCCUGCCCUCACCAGCCUGUCAUGCGGCCUGAACUUGAUGUCUGCAUUGCCCACCCCGCCCCCCGCCUCACUCGCCGCCUCGCUCACCUCGCUCAACCUCGAGUACAACGACUUCACCGCCCUCUCGGAUCUCACCGCCCUCUCCGCCCUGACAUGCCUCCGCAACCUACACCUCAAAGGCAACAACAUCUGCGACGUCGUCCGGGACGCUGCCAGCCCCCCUCGCUUUCCCGCCAGAGUCCAGUAUCUAGACCUUUCGUACAACCGCGUCGCCAGCUGGGCCUUGGUUGACGCCCUACCCGCCUGCUUCCCGGGGCUCGUGUCGCUGCGCCUCGCCCACAACCCCAUCUACGAGUCUGUCGCCCCGGCCGCCGCCGCCACCACCCCAGCUCCGCUCGCGGGAGGGGGCCGCUCCGGUGCCUCGGCCGAGGCUCUGGACGAGGACCCCUACAUGAUCACCAUCGCGCGCAUCGCCUGCCUGCGGCACCUCAACUUCAGCACCAUCACCCCGGCCGAACGCACAAACGCCGAGGCCUUCUACCUCUCCCGCAUCGCCCGCCAGCUCGCCGCCGUGCCCGAGGGCUCCGAGCCGGCCGUGCUGGCCCUGCACCCGCGGUGGAGCGAGCUCUGCGAUGAGUACGGCGCGCCCAAAGUCGUCCGACGCCAGGAGAUGAGCCAGUCCUUCCUCGACGGCCGCCUGGUCAAGGUCCACUUCCAUCUGACCGAGAGGCCUAGCACGGACGGCGACGACGGCGAGGCCGCUGCCGCGCCUGCCGGGGAGGCGGUCAAGAUGGCGGAAAUCCCCCGCUCGCUGGACAUGUACGCCGUAAAGGGCAUCGCGGGGCGGCUCUUUGGGCUCUCGCCCAUGGGGCUGAGCCUGGUCUGGGAGACGGGCGAGUGGGAUCCGGUGGCCGGCUUCGAUGAUGAGUCCGGCGAGGGCAGCGGGGCCGAAGAGGAGGUGGCGGGCUCGGGGGCCGCCGAUGCGGGGCGUGGGCGGCUGGUACCGCGCCAGGUCCGCCUGAUCGAUAGCCCGCGCCAGUUCGGCUACUGCAUUGACGGCUCCGAGGCCAGGAUACGGGUGGAGAAGAAGCAGGUGGUGUAGUUAAACUUGGCUAGCAGAAACAAACAGAGAUGUAUCCGAGGUUUGACUUGUCCAUACAAAUGUCGUAACCAAGCUUGUUGCAAGCAUUCAUUGCUUGCACCCAAACAUGACAGAGA
Messenger RNA from Gaeumannomyces tritici R3-111a-1, 2135 nucleotides. Its product is annotated as tubulin-specific chaperone E. NCBI's taxonomy places the organism in Eukaryota, Fungi, Ascomycota, Sordariomycetes, Magnaporthales, Magnaporthaceae. The coding region runs from base 193 to 2019 and encodes 608 amino acids. Gene Ontology annotation, molecular function: protein binding. The transcript has a single exon. The record is from RefSeq and is a predicted model, not a curated record.